CUUCUCUCCCAAACCAUCGCUACAAAUUCCCAAUCGCUAUUUACCAAUUUCCCAAACGCUCAUAAAAUCAAGAAAUUAAAAAUCCCAUUCUACAAACAUCGCAAUCAUCAAGAUGUCGAUCAUCCCCAGCAUCUUUGGCCGCAGAACCAACGUCUUCGAUCCCUUCUCCCUCGACGUAUGGGACCCAUUUGAAGGCUUCUCCUUCAACAACUCUCUCUUCCCAUCUCGCUCCGAUUUCGCCAGAGAAACAUCCCAGUUUGCAAACACGCAGAUUGAUUGGAAGGAGACUCCGGAAGCCCACGUCUUCAAAGCGGAUUUGCCGGGCCUUAAAAAGGAGGAGGUGAAGGUGAAUGUUGAAGAAGGGAGAGUGCUCCAGAUCAGCGGCGAGAGGAGCAAAGAGAAGGAAGAGAAGAAUGACAAGUGGCAUCGCGUCGAGAGGACUAGUGGCAAAUUCCUGAGGCGAUUCAGGUUGCCGGAGAAUGCGAAGGUGGAGGGAGUGAAGGCAGCAAUGGAGAACGGAGUGCUAACUGUAACGGUUCCGAAAGAACAGGUGAAGAAGCCCGAUGUAAAAUCCAUUGAAAUCUCUGGUUGAGAAGGAAGAAGGAAUGUUUUGUACGUGGUUUUGAUACCGUUGGCUUGUGGUGUGGUUUUGAUGCUGUUGGCUUUUGGUGUGUAGAAUUUAGGGUAGUUCUGCGGACUACCUUUUAAUAAUAAAUGCUUUUUUUU
Magnolia sinica is the source of this 726-nucleotide messenger RNA. Its product is annotated as 17.8 kDa class I heat shock protein-like. The record is from RefSeq and is a predicted model, not a curated record. The transcript has a single exon. Gene Ontology annotation, biological process: response to heat; protein complex oligomerization; response to salt stress. NCBI's taxonomy places the organism in Eukaryota, Viridiplantae, Streptophyta, Magnoliopsida, Magnoliales, Magnoliaceae. The coding region runs from base 113 to 592 and encodes 159 amino acids.